Messenger RNA from Colletotrichum karsti, 1827 nucleotides. Its product is annotated as pre-mRNA splicing factor. Bases 1 to 1827 code for a protein of 608 amino acids. NCBI's taxonomy places the organism in Eukaryota, Fungi, Ascomycota, Sordariomycetes, Glomerellales, Glomerellaceae. The transcript is spliced from 2 exons. The record is from RefSeq and is a predicted model, not a curated record. Gene Ontology annotation, cellular component: precatalytic spliceosome; U4/U6 x U5 tri-snRNP complex; U4 snRNP. Gene Ontology annotation, biological process: mRNA splicing, via spliceosome; spliceosomal tri-snRNP complex assembly.
AUGGCUACCCUCGCAGAGGAGCUUUUCAACGACUUUGCGGACUCUGGCUCGGAAGCAGAGGAAACCCAGCAAGAUGAGCAUGAUCCCCUCGGCCUCGACGUUGCGCCUCAGGCGAACAAUCCUAACCCAUCGAACGACAUGGACCUGGACGGGGACGACGAGGAAGCCGAUGAAGAGGACGAGGAGAUGGGAGGUGUCAAUAAAAACACAGUUGAGGCCGUCGAAGACGCCGAGGAUGCCAAAGCAAAGGUCGAGAAGAUGCAGCUAGGCGGCGUGAGUGACGUUCGCAGCGUCGCCGGCCUCAUGCAGACCCUGCAACCCGUAUUAGAGAAAAUCGCACACUACCAGUCGCAACCCACGCCGACGCAGUUGAUCGGAAACAUCGAAGACCAUCCCGAAUACCACCUUUUGACGCAGUCGAAUAGUCUCUCUACCCUCAUCGACAGCGAGAUUGUUCUUGUUCACAAGUUCAUCAGGGAUCACUACUCGAUACGAUUUCCCGAGCUCGAGACACUCAUCACCAACCCACUGGAAUACGCGAAGGUAGUCUCCAUCUUGGGCAACGGGCCCCUCGACCCCGAAAAUAUCAAGACGCUGCAGCAUUCUACGGACAACCCUCUCAAGGCAACGCUUCGAUCGGUGCUCGACGGUCCAUCCGUGAUGAUUGUGACUGUGGAAGCCACGAGGACCAAGGGCCGUGAGAUGUCAACAGACGAACUGCUGCGAGUUCGGAGAGCAUGCGACAUGGUUCUUUCCUUAGAUAAGGCGAAGAAGACCCUCACCGAAUACGUUCAGUCGCGUAUGAACCUAUUCGCGCCGAACUUGACUGCCAUGAUCGGCUCCCUGACGGCUGCGCAGCUGCUGAACGCCGCUGGAGGACUUACUGGCCUGUCCAAGACGCCCGCGUGCAACAUUGCAGCUUGGGGAUCAAAGAAAGGGGCUGGUGCGGCGGGAUUGGCCACGAAUAUCGGUGUCCGCCAACAAGGAUUCCUCUACCACUCUCCAAUCAUCCAGGGCAUUCCGAACGACCUCAAGAGGCAAGCUAUGCGGAUUGUCGCAGCCAAGCUGUUGCUUGCAGCUCGUGUGGACCGUGUUCAUUCCAGUCCGGAUGGCUCAACAGGCGAAGAGCUCAAGGGACAUUGUCUCGAUCGUCUCGAGAAACUCACGGAGCCUCCUCCGAACAAGGGACCGCGAGCCCUUCCAGUCCCUGACGACAAACCCUCGCGCAAGCGUGGUGGAAGAAGAGCUAGAAAGGCCAAGGAAGCUACGGCCAUGACGGAGCUGCGCAAGGCACAGAACAGGAUGGCGUUUGGCAAGGAGGAGAGAGAAGUUGGAUACGGCACAGGAGAGGGCACCGCAGGCCUGGGCAUGAUCGGCCAAGCCAAUGACGGCAGAAUUCGCAACUUGCAAAUCGACCAGCGGACGAGAGCGAAGCUGAGUGCCAAGAACAAGGGCUGGGGUGGCGCGACUCCCAUGAACGGGGCGGCAUCGUCCCUUCGCGGGUUUGGGCAGACAAACUCCAACAUUGACCUUCGUGGCAAGGGUCUGAGGACGUCAGGUGUCGGCACGACGCUGGGAGCGCCCACGGGCACGGCGUCGUCGUUGGCCUUCACACCUGUGCAGGGUCUGGAGCUUGUCGACCCCAAGGUCCAGGCUGAACUCAGUCGUAAGCGGAAGGCGGAAGAGGACCGGUGGUUCAAGGGAGGAACCUUUACACAGGUUGGCGGCUCAUCCAAUGGAGUCUUCAAGAAACCCGAUCUACCUCCCAACAAAAGGGUAGAUACUGGGGAAGGCAAGAUGGGCCCUCCACCUCCGCGGAGCGGCUGA